UCUGCAUGUGGUCUGAGUUUAUAACUCUAUAUAUUGACAACGAAUCGAAGGAGUUCAUAAUCUUCAAAUCUAUCAGAGUUGUAGUUAACUAGAUUUCUGAAAUAGUGUCCACAUGAAGUAUGUGAAGUUGACUUUCCAUUACUUAACAGCUAACCUCUGGAAACUCUUAAUAAUUCCUAUUGUAAUUGGAGCCUCUCAGAUGAAUCUUGAUCACAUUCACCAGCUCCGACUCCAAUUCAAUUACAAUCUGGUUUGUGUCAUCACUAGCUCUGCUAUUCUCAUUUUGGCAUCCACUGUUUACAUUAUAAGCCGACCUAUACCCGUUUACCUUGUGGACUAUUCCUGUUAUAAGCCCCUCCCCUAUUUGAAAGUCAAUUCCCAAAAGUUUAUGACUCACUCCAGAUUGACUGGGGUUUUUAAUGAGUCAUCACUCGAGUUUCAGCGCAAGAUUCUUGAGCGGUCUGGCCUUGGAGAGGAGACCUAUCUCCCUAAAGCAAUGUAUUCCAUUCCAAUGAGGCCAUCAAUGGCGGCGGCGCGUGAGGAGGCGGAGCAGGUGAUUUUUGGUGCAUUGGAUAAUCUAUUUGCAAAUACUAUUGUCAAGCCUGAGGACAUUGGAAUUCUUGUUGUGAAUUGUAGUUUGUUUAAUCCAUCUCCUUCAUUAUCUUCUAUGAUUGUUAAUAAGUACAAAUUGAAUGAGAAUAUUAGGAGUUUUAAUUUGGGGGGUAUGGGGUGCAGUGCUGGAGUUAUAGCUGUUGAUCUUGCUAAGGACAUGUUGCAAGUUCAUAGGACUACUUGUGCAGUUGUUGUUAGCACUGAGAAUCUUACUCAAAAUUGGUACCUUGGGAACAAGAAAUCCAUGUUAAUACAAAAUUGUUUGUUUCGUGUUGGUGGGUCUGCGGUUUUGCUCUCGAACAAGCCAUCGGAUAGGCGUAGGGCUAAGUACAAGCUUGUGCAUGUUGUGAGGACUCAUAGAGGGGCUGAUGAUAAGGCACUUAGGUGUUCUUAUCAAGAUCAGGAUGAUGUUGGCAAAACUGGGCUUUCAUUGUCGAGGGAACUCAUGGAAAUUGCUUGCGGAGCUCUCAAGACUAACCUUGCAACUUUGUUGCUUCGGCCCUUUGUUCUGCCUAUAAGUGAGCAGCUUCUCUUCUUUGCUAGUUUCAUUGCAAACAAGUUCUCCAAUGCCAAAUUCAAGACUUAUGUCCCGGAUAUCAUGCUCGCUUUUGAUCAUCUAUGCAUUCAUCCUGGUGGAAGGUCUGUCAUUGAUGAAGUUGAGAAAAAAUUGCAGCUUCUACCAAUUCAUCUUGAGGCAUCUCGGAUGACACUUCACAGGUUUGGCAACACCUCCUCCAGUUCGACUUGGUAUGAGUUGGCUUACAUUGAGGCAAAGGGUAGGAUGCGAAAGGGGAAUCGUGUCUGGCAGAUUGGGUUUGGAAGUGGUUUCAAGUGUAAUACCGCAGUCUGGGAAGCACUCCAUAACGUAAAAUCUUCUCCCGGAAACCCAUGGGAAGAUUGCAUUCAUAUGUAUCCGGUGGGAAUCGUUUGCCAGCUUAACCACGAUUUGUGAAAGACGGACUUAACCUGGAGUCAUCAAGAUAAUAGUUACUCUAUCUAUUAUGAAAACUAUGUAAUUUCUACAAGGAUUUGGAGGGAUAAGAGGGCCGAAAACAAAGUAUGAUUGUCUUUUUUGAAAGAAUUUAUUGUAUGAUUUAAGUGUAAGAUUAUUUGGACUUAUCAAUGUCAACUUAAAGAACAAGCAACUUGCUACUCUUGAUGCAGAACAAGCAAUCGGACUUGUCUUUGAUAUUUCAAUUAGGAUUCCCAGUUCAUUGAGGGAACUUACAUGAUUAAACAUACCUCUCUGCAUUAGGUUAUGUACAUGAAUCAGGAAUGUUGUUCCUAUUGCUAAUCGGUAUAGGAAACCUUUAUGGGAAGGUACCUAGACUCGUUGGCCUAUAUAAGGAACCACUUAGUCCCUGCUCUAGCUAUCAACACCAACAAGAGAAUACAUCGCUCUGCCCAUUAGAGAACUCUCAUCAAGGAUAGCUCAGAGGAGAAGAAACCAAGUGCACUACAUUAAGGAAGAUCAAUUCGUCAUCAUCUGCAAUGGCUGCAGCUCCAGGUAUGUUUGUGUUCUUACGUAGAGUACAAGCAUGCAUAUACACAUAUACUGUUAUGAUUUGAUUUACAUUAAGCUCCAUUUUAUGUAACCGAAGAAUUCAUAGUACUAGCAAGAUUGCCCACGCGUUGCUGCGGGGUUCACUAUUCCGAAUGAAAUGAAAAAAAAAAAAAAAAAAGUGUUGAUUGAGGUGAAGAUGUUUGUAUAUUGUUAAUAUGAUUUAGGUAAGAAAUAUUGCAUUUACAAAUAUUAGAUACAUUACAUGUCUACAAAAGCAAAGUCCAAAAGCAAAGUAAGAGAAAGAUCCUUCUAGCUAGAAUGAUCAACACAGUUCCGGCCGGGGUAGUGGUUGC
Messenger RNA from Rosa rugosa (rugosa rose), 2469 nucleotides. RefSeq names its product 3-ketoacyl-CoA synthase 4-like. Gene Ontology annotation, cellular component: membrane. Bases 113 to 1564 code for a protein of 483 amino acids. Gene Ontology annotation, molecular function: acyltransferase activity, transferring groups other than amino-acyl groups. The transcript has a single exon. Gene Ontology annotation, biological process: fatty acid biosynthetic process. The record is from RefSeq and is a predicted model, not a curated record. Lineage: Eukaryota; Viridiplantae; Streptophyta; Magnoliopsida; Rosales; Rosaceae.